This is a messenger RNA of Rasamsonia emersonii CBS 393.64, 486 nucleotides long. RefSeq lists its product as uncharacterized. NCBI's taxonomy places the organism in Eukaryota, Fungi, Ascomycota, Eurotiomycetes, Eurotiales, Trichocomaceae. Gene Ontology annotation, molecular function: DNA-binding transcription factor activity. Gene Ontology annotation, biological process: regulation of DNA-templated transcription. The transcript is spliced from 2 exons. The record is from RefSeq and is a predicted model, not a curated record. The annotation marks the transcript as partial.
AUGUCUACCGAACGCAAGUCAAGCGUCGCCGCCAGUGACGUGAAGGAGAAGCGACGAGUACAGAACCGCCAGGCUCAACGCAGAAGGCGACAGAGGCUUGCAACCCGAUUUGCGGCUCUGGAGGCUAAGGUUACAAGGCUGACGACCCUCUUGAGAGAGAACGGGAUGGGUCCUGAACUCUUGGAUUCUGAGGGUUGUGAUGACUACACUAACCCCACCGCCUGCUCACGAGAAGAGACUGUGACCGAGCCAUUGAAUGUCGUCCCCGAAUCGACAUCCCCAUCAACAACAUCGAAUCAGAUCCUGACUGCAAACCUGGCAGAGAUAGUAGCAAACAUUCAAUUUUGCUCGAUGGCGGAUGGCGAGAGGACAAUUGUCCCGUCUUAUGCGCCCGAUUCGAAUCCGUUCUCCGAAACCAUCCGUCCUACACAGGGCGUUCGCCGACUAGGCGAUACUUGGUUCGAUGUCGGCUACGAAGGAUCUGGG